AUGCUAGCCAACACACAGCAUGGUCUGACCAUCAAGCAUGCGCGCAUCCUAUACCUUACCUGUGUCAUCCCAAUCCUCACAAAUGGAUCCCCUCUGUGGUUUCUGGGGCGCAGGCAGAAGUCAUUGCUUGAACCACUUAGGAAGGUCCAGAACCAAGGAUUGAGAUGGCUCCUUGGAGCCUUCAAGACCACACCUAUCUCCUGUCUUGAACACCUAGCUUCUAUCCCACCUUUGCACAUCACAUGCAAAAAGCUUGUCAUGAAUUACUUGGCUAAACUAAGAACCAUCCCCAAACUGUCUGAGGUUACUAAAUGGCUCCCUAUAUCAUGGGACAUGCAUACACACACCCUUAAUAGCAACAGAUGCAACAACUCCAAAAGCAUACAGUCACCCAUCCAUUUCAUUGCAUCACAUAGCAACCCACAGAUAGAGUUUGUCUCCCCAUACCUCAAUCACCUGUCAAACCCAUCCAUACUGUUCCCAGAUCAAAUCAAAAUCAAGGAUACCACCAAUGGCCUCAAACGCAACAUAUACUGCAACAAAAUCCUAUCCAAAAUCAGCAUACUCAAAGAAUGCCAUGCCAGCGUUCUUGGCUACUCAGAUGGGCAUGCAGCAGUGUCCAAUGGCAUUUGGAAAGUUGGCGUUGGCUACAUUAUACAUGCUGAAAAAAGGACUCUGUUGUUGUUGGUUGGUAUUGGACUGCAAGCAAACAUCUACAAUGCAGAAAUGCUGGGCAUAUUGCUAGCAUUCAUGAAAGCAAAACAAAUAGCUGAAAAUCAAGGUUAUUGCAAGAUUUGUAUAUACUGCAACAACCAGUCUGCUGUAAAACACUGUGGAAAGUAUGGGCACUGGACAUAG
Molecule: messenger RNA, 858 nt
Organism: Rhizoctonia solani
Lineage: Eukaryota; Fungi; Basidiomycota; Agaricomycetes; Cantharellales; Ceratobasidiaceae
Product: RNA-directed DNA polymerase from mobile element jockey
Exons: 1
Coding region: 1-858 (285 amino acids)
Source: RefSeq, a predicted model, not a curated record